CUUCUAUCUCUACUCACACGUUGCAGUACAAUAUUUCCAUCUCAGAUUGUGAUCAUUGAGCAUUCGAAGUAAUACCUACUGACCUGCCAAAGUAACAAAAAAGGACAAUGGCGCCCUUCGAUCUUCGCUCUUUCAAAGGUAUCUUCUUCGACAUCUACGCCACCUUGAUCGACUGGGAAUCCGGCAUCUACCCUCAACUUCUCAAACUCAGUCAAAAGUUGCCGGCCGGUGACCCUCGACGAGACGACACCCCGGAAACCCGCAAGACAUUACUCCAAAUGUACGCCGCCAACGAGAAGAUCGUAGAGCACGAUAACCCGACCCUUGCAUACCCCAAGAUCUUGGAGUCCGUAUACGACAGAAUCGCAGCUGCGUUGGGUGUCCCCGACGCCGCCGACGACGCCGACCGGGUCGCAUUCGGCAAGAGUAUAGGAGAGUGGCCUGCAUUUCCCGACACGGUGGAGGCGAUGAAGGUGCUCGCGAAGCACUACAAGUUGUUCGUGCUGAGUAACGUCGACAACGAAUCCUUUGGGCGAACCCUCGCCGGACCCCUGAAGGGCGUGCAUUGGGAUGGCAUCUACACCGCCGAGCAAAUCGGAUCGUACAAGCCGAACCCGCGCAACUAUGAGUACGUGGUCAACAAGCUCAAGACGGACUUUGGCAUUUCCAAGGACGAGACCUUGAUGGUCGCACAGAACCUGGACAUUGAUCAUGCCUCUGCCAAGGCUCUUGGUUUCAGACCGGCUGUGUGGAUCGCGAGGUAUGCUGGAAAUGCGGCCAUGGGCGGAGACAGGGAGGAACUGGAAGCCAAAGGCCUGAUUGACCUGGGCGCGGCGUAUGAGACUCUGGGUGAGAUGGCUGAAGCGGUUGAGAGGGCGUUUGCCUAGGUAAGGAAGAUUUCAUCGGGCAAGGAUAUCUUGCGUGAUGAUGCCUUGGGUUUGAUGGUGAUAGUGUCAAAGCAAAUGACUAUCCUUCCUCCAAAGACACUUUCAUGUGAUCCAACCACCCCUCGGCUCUUCUGCGACACGGAUUGUUCUCACGAAGAGAGCGUUGGCGCAUUUCCA
Exophiala oligosperma is the source of this 1064-nucleotide messenger RNA. RefSeq names its product haloacid dehalogenase, type II. The transcript has a single exon. The record is from RefSeq and is a predicted model, not a curated record. Lineage: Eukaryota; Fungi; Ascomycota; Eurotiomycetes; Chaetothyriales; Herpotrichiellaceae. The coding region runs from base 108 to 887 and encodes 259 amino acids.